This is a messenger RNA of Drosophila arizonae, 3733 nucleotides long. RefSeq names its product La ribonucleoprotein translational regulator Achilles (gene Achl). Lineage: Eukaryota; Metazoa; Arthropoda; Insecta; Diptera; Drosophilidae. The record is from RefSeq and is a predicted model, not a curated record. Gene Ontology annotation, molecular function: mRNA binding. Gene Ontology annotation, cellular component: nucleus.
CAAUUUGCAAUUUCAGUCUAUCUCCGCGUUGCAGCGUUGCAUGAACUCGCGUACGUAAACGGAUCAACAUAUUUAUAUUGCAUAUAUGUGAAAUAAAUAAUCAACUAUAACAACUACAACAACAACAACGACGAGCACUUGGCAUACACCCUCCAGUCAAACGGAAAUAAUUAAGAAACUCGCACGGGCAACAACAACGACAACAACAACAACUGAAAGAAAGAAACGGAAUAAUAAUAACAAAUCAAAUAUACAGCAACAAAUGUUUUAUCAAAAAAAAGAAAAAAACCCAAUUGCAUACGAAAUUGUUAAACCAAAAGCAACAACAACAACAACAACAAAAAAUUGUUGCGGUGCCGUUUUUUAACGACUAUCAAAUGGUGUCGGUGUCAAGCGCGGCCUAGAAAACAAAACAAUCAGACCCCUACCUAUAUAUAGUAUAUACUAUAUAAACUCUAUAUGUAUAUGUGUCUAAAAUUAUAGCCAAAUACAGUCCGAGAAUUCCAAGCACGUUUUUAGCCAGGCUGCAGAAUUACGCAAAAAAAUAAAUAAACUCAACAACAACAACAACAGCAACAGCAACAACUAUAACGACAGCUAUAAACAGCUGACGUUCAAUGAACGCCCAGAGCUGAGCGUAAAUGCAGACAGUGAGUGCCAAAUGUAAGUGCACAGCGCCAGCGAGCUGAACUUGAAAGUGAAAGUGAAAUUCGUAACAGACAAACCGAAGAGAGAUAGACGCAUAGCAAAAACAGUUACGGAUACAGCGACAGCUCUAGCUGCAGAUAGAGAUACAAAGCCAGACACAGACAGAGAUAGAGCAAAAGAUAGAAAGAGAGAGAGAGAGAGAGAUACAGAUACAAUUGUGGUAACAGUUGUCAUAGCAAUUUACAGCUGCUUUUGCUGGAGUGCCCAGUGCUCAGAGCAUUAGCCAAUUGUCAACUAGGAAUAUAUAGCAGCAGAUCUUCAAGAAUGAGCGAGCAGGAGGCGGCCAGCAGCUACGAGGUCAAGGCGCCACAGGGGCACACCUUUGUGGUUAGUCCCGUGGCAGCAGCAGCACCCAUACUGACUGCUGUGCCCGUCAUGAAGCCCACGACGCCAUCCACGACUCAGCUGGUGGAGCUCGACGAUGAGGAGCAGCCGUGCUGCAGCUCGCAGGCUGUGGUGCCGCUGUCCUCGUCGCUGCCAUCGAAGCUGUUGCGUCUCCAUGCCAAACGCUCGGCUCAGGCGCUGCUGCAGCAGAUGGAAUCGCUGGACUCGCAGUUCGGCUCCGGCUCCGAGGAUGCGCCAACGAGCAGUCCAAGUGCGCCGCCCAUGUCGCCGCCCCUGUCGCCGGCCAGCGAUGAUAAGCUGCUGGACGUGGGCAUGGGCUCGUCCAUCGGUGACUCCGAGGAGACUGAGGAGGAUGAUGAGCUGAAGCCGCUGGCAGUGGAUAAUCAUAUUAUACCGGAGCCAGAGCUGGCGGAAGGUCAGGCGGCAUCGCCGCCAGCUGUGCCGCUCAGCGAGGCCAAUCUGGAGAAGUUCCGCAAGCAUCAGGUGGACAACAUCUAUUUGCAUCCCAAUUUCAAUAUGGACUCCUCGCCCCCACCGGCUGUGGCGCCAGCCAAUUCGCCCGUGAUGGAGACGAAGCGCGUGCAUCGCUCGUUCCUCAGCAUAAAGAAGACAGCUGAGCAGGAGACGGAGCAACAGAAGCAGCAGCAGCAGCAACAGCAGCAGCAGCAACAGAAGCAACCGCAGCAGCCCGUGGAACCGAAUGAGAUUGAUACGCUGGAGCCGUCGCUGGUGCCCAGCGAUGAGCUGGCUGCCGAGAUAGCGGACGCAGUGGAGUUCUACUUCUCCAACGAGAGCAUACUGAAGGACGCCUUUCUGCUGAAGCACGUGCGCCGCAACAAGGAGGGCUUCGUCAGCCUGAAGCUGGUGUCCAGCUUCAAGCGCGUGCGCCAGCUGACCCGCGAGUGGAAGGUGGUGGGCGAUGCAGUGCGUCGCAUGUCGCGCAAGAUUGAGCUGAACGAGCAGGGCACCAAGGUGCGCCGGCUGGAGCCGUUGCCCAGCUUCGAUGAGACAAUGCCCUCGCGCACCAUUGUCGCCUGCGACCUGCCGCUGGACAAGCUGAGCAUCGAGAAGGUCUCCGAUCUGUUCUCCAAGUGUGGCGAGAUCGCGCUGAUUCGCAUUCUCAAGCCGGGCAUGGCCAUACCCGUGGAUGUGCGCCAGUUCAUGAACAAGUAUCCGGAGCUGCAGCAGAAGGAGUGCGCCCUGGUCGAGUAUCUGGAGUCGUCGUCGGCCCGCGAGGCACUGCAUCUGGCCGGGCCCUUCCAGGUGUACGAGAUGGUCGCUCCCAAGAAGAAGACGGGCAAGAAGGCAGCCGUCAUCCAGAUCGCUGCACCCGUCGCCCGCAUGGUAGAGAACUAUCGCUACUACAACGAUGCCAACUGUGAGAGGACACGCGGCGGCAGCUUCUCCGGCAUGCCCAGCCACGAGCUGCCCAUGCACGAUCUGCGCUUCAAGCUCAAGCGCAACAACUCGGACUUCCAGCCGAGCUACUACCAGCAGCAGCCGCAGCCCAUCCAUCACCCCAUCUAUCAUGGCCAUGGCUAUCAGCACUAUCAGCCACGUGGCAGCAUCAAUAUGGAGCCACUGCAGCAGCAGCAGCAGCAAUCGCCCACAUCUCCUGGUUUUUUCGGCUAUGUGCCCAGGCGCUACAGCAAUACGUCCACCAUAUCAGCGAACACAGCUGCCGCUGGCUUAGUCGAGCCCUCCUCGCCCCCUGCCGCUGUCGGCGCCAACAGCAGCAGCAACAGCAACAGCAGCAGCAGCAAUCCUAAUGCUGUGCCCAUGAGCAGCCUGCAGCGUCGUCUGUCCAACUGCUCGGAGCAGAAUUACGGUCCAGAUGCCACGCAGGCGCUGUCCAUGUCGCGACGCGCCAGCAACUGCUCGGAGACGGGGGCGCCGCAGCGUCGCGACUCCAAUUGCUCGGAGAGCUGUCCCUGUUCCAGGCGCGUCUCCGACUUUGGUCAGCCGGACGCGUAUCGCAAGAGCUCCGUCUGCUCCAACGGCAGCUGCUCGGGCAAUGGGGAGCGCCGUUACUCGAACGGCUCCAUUCAGUUCGAGCGCACCUUCUCCAAUGGCAGCGACGGCAACGGCUUCUAUCGUCGUCCCUCGAACGACUUCAAUGUAGAGCGCGAGCGCGAGCGCGAGCCGGAUCAGCUGGUGGGCGGCGGAGGCGGUGGCUAUCAGGUGUGGCCACGUCGCUACUCCAACAACUUCCAGCAGCUGAACAGCAAGCUGGCCGCCUACGACAAUGCCCAGUAUAUUGGCGGCCGCCGCAUCUCCACUGACUCUGGCUACGAUCGCCGCUGCUCCUUCGGCUCCGAGGGCUUUGAGGGCUCGCCGCGCUCCCGCACCGGCAGCUUCCUCAGCAACUACAAGCACGGCGGCGACUACGACGGCCAGCCCCGAUCGCGCACGGGCAGCUUCCUGGACGGCUCGCCCCGAUCGCGCUCGGGCUCCUUUGCCCAGCGAGCCGCCGAGAGUCUGGUGCGCACGCCCAUUGGCCCCGAUGGCAGCAAGGGAUUCGGCCAGCGGGCCCGCAAGCUCGGCCAGACCGUGUCGCCCGUCUAGCUGACUCCGCCUGCCAAUUUGUUAACUAAUUUUAGUGGGUAAUCUAUUAUUGUUUCUAUUAUGUGUGAAAUUAUUUAAUGGCUGUACACUGUGAUUGCUGUCCAACUGUCCAACU